CGCGAUUCCUUGAUUCCUUCCUCAAAACAAAGGAAGAACGGAUCUUGCCUGAUCGCUAAAAACGCCACGGUCGUCAUCCGUGUCACAUCGUCAGCUCGCAGUCUGACAAACAGAAUUUGUCGAACCAUAAUCCGAAAUCUAAAAACGGAAAAGCCCGCAUCGGGUCAAUCGUCGCGAGUCGAAUCACCGGGGGAUUCCGAAAUCGAGAACUAACCCCGCAGAUUAAAGUUCGACGUCUGUCGCAGUCGAUUCUCUCCUGCCGCUCUUAGCAUCGUCCUGAAGUUUGCCGCGUUCGAAAAAUCGUCAACCGGCGUUUAAGCCGCCCGCCUCGAGUCCCGGCGACAGUUGAGCGUCGGGUUCGGCCGAUCGCGGAGUGUUUCGCGUCUGUUCCUUUCCCUCGAUAAUCGUAUCGCGUUUCGGGGGAGUGUUUUUCUCUUGUUUAAACGUUAUUAUCGUAUCACAGUUUUCGUUGUUGUUGUUGUUAUAACAGUUUCUUCUUUAUUUUCCAUUUGAGACGUUGAUAAUUCGAACAAUCUUUGUAGUUUGUUCGUUCAGUGUUUUGUGGUUGUUUGGAAGGUUUUUUUCGCCGUGUUAUAAAUGCGUCAGAGGGGGGGAGGACGAGGAAAAACAAAGACAAUAUCCUCCCCGCUUGUGUUUGCUGUUUAUUUUCGACGACGAUGCAGAGAUCAUCGAGUAGUUUGCGUUGGUGCGGGUAACGUAGACGCUAAUUGAGGAAUUGACAUUUGUCUCUCGCGUCGAAUAGUUGCUCUCACUAAUUCUACCUGCACAUGAUACGUAUCUGACCGUCUGUUGCGUAACACAUACGAGAUCGGAUUCGUCCACGGUUGAUGGAAGUUACGAAACUGUGAUGAAUUAACGUCAUUUAUGACUAAUUCACAAGUUGCAGAAUCGAAACGCGUCGCGCGGCGUGUUAAUAUUGUGCGUGGCUAUGGUCUUUGCCAAAUCUACGCUUAAUGCGUUAAAAUUAUACGACGUGCGUGCUGUGAUGUUUGUAAUCAAAUGUGCAUUUUUCAAGUUUACAAAGUGAAAUUUUUGUUAUUAUUAUUCUUACUCGUCCUCGAGCAAUAACUCGCCUCGUCGUCAUGGCAUACGUACUUUGGAGAGUCUUCAUGAAAAAGUACACCAAGGUCCGAUUGGGAAUUAGGAAUCUACCGGUGAAUCCGGCCGAGCGUCAGGCCCCGGAAAAGGAGGAAACCUGGACCUUGGCGUCGGAGAAUCAUCACCAGGAGACGGUGGAUGAAAAGAAAGGGGCAUCGCACUCGGUGGUCACGCCCUGCGAUUACGAGCCUAAUCUACCGCGUAGCCACGAAACCCGAAAGAGCAAGACCAAAAGGGUGAAGAAUUAUUUGAGGAAAAAGUGCAAGGACGCUCUUUCCAAGUCAGAGGAUGCGGCAGGAGCCGAGAAACGAAGGGACCAGAAGUGCACCUCUUGGUACGUCGACGAAAAAUGUAGCGAGGAGGAAUUCAUGCGCGAUCAUUUGGACUCUUCGUCUCUUGAUCGAACCGCCGAUCGCCGAGUCUGCGAAUCGGUUGAAAAAAUCCAAUCCAGAGGGAGCAGAUCUUCGCUCUACGAGGACGCUACCGACGUCUUAUUGGCCCAGGAUGAAAACGUCCUCGCCGUUCCUUCCGUGAAUUCUCAGGAAACAUCCCGUGGGUUGAAACCUCUUCCAGCCUCAUCUGCGGAGACUCUAGUUUCGGAUGGUGUUAACCUACAUUGUGUUCUCGACAAGUGCGAAUCCAGUGACACUUUAGUGCCUGAAUUAUUGUCAACGGAAACUACGAUCGUUGUCGCGAAGUAUUCUUCUAGUCGCAAGAGUAAUGACAGUUCUGCGAUUGAAUGUGGUGCCGAUUGUGAUGCGGCUACGUUUUGCGAGAGUCCCGAUGAAGACGUACCUCGAGAUCGAACCAAUCGUAACAACGAAGCGGAAGUUGUUGCACCCUCUUCUCUCAGCAUCGGUGAACCCGUUCAGCAUUUGAUACUCGGGGGACGGUACGACGUCGCGACGUUGGUUAAAAAUCUCCUCGGACCAAUAUACGGUAACGGAGUCCUCGACCUACUGACCAGACAGGCGCGAGACAUCCUGGUAUGCGCUUAUCACGGGAAUCUUGAUGAAUUUUUAAAGUCCUUCUUAUCGCCGGCAGCCACGCUCCUCGCCGAGGUCAAGGAAGUAGCCAUGAAAAAUGGUAACGAGUCCGUGGUUCCGAAAGGGUGGCCCUUGACACUCGGCGAAAUCGGUCUGGUGAUCCACCUGGGUGAGUUGGAGGCUUCGGCGCUACGCGUCGGGGAAUGCUACCUCUGCGCGAGGAAACCACGGGGGAGGAGCACAGACCCUAGUUCGAAUCUCGUCCAGGAACCCGUCGAAAUAGCCCUGGUGUGGCGAUCGUCAAUGCGGGCCCCAGGGAUCCUCGGCUGGGACCGCGAGGACGAGUUCAUGGACUGGCGAGACUCGCACAAGCGGAGAACGGGGGCCAGCGAGUCGGUCGCUCGGCCGCGUCGCCGGUCUCGCGAUGACCUGGCUCAGGGUGACGCUCCGAGCGACGUCGAGGUGGUGAGCAACGGGGCGAGAGGCGAGGAGCCGGUUCGUCGACGGCCAGACUCCGCCGACCGGAUCGGACGACAGCCAAAUUUGGCCCUGGCCAAAUCCAGGUCCACGUCGAGCGUCGACUCCUGGCAGGAGGAGGCGAAGACGGAGCGACGGCGACGUCCGGGCGACGGUGUCGAUGUCCCGAGGUCCGAAGGUGCCAGGAUCAAGCGGGGGACGAGCGUCUCGCCGAUGACCGUUGAGAACUGGAAGGAGAGCAACUCCAGGUGGGAACCGAAAACGCGAACGCUCGCUCCCCGUGACCUAAAAACACCCUUCGCCCUCGAGGCGGUCGUAGCCGAGUCUGAGAGGGAGAAGGACGCCAGUGAUCACCUGCAGGACCUUCGUCCCGACGCCGUCUCGGACGAGGAUCUUCCGGGGUACAUCGGCACCCUCUUGGUCAGCAUCGAACGCGCCAUAGAGAGGGUGUCUAUCGACGAUUUACCCUUUCCCUGUCCGUCCUGCAGACACGGUGACACCGACGAUCCUCUUCUCGGAUGCAAGUGCGGAUCGCAAUCCUGCGGCUGUUCCAACGAUUACUGUGAAUGCGCCACUAACCAGCCCGAGGAGUCUCACACCUUUGAAGUCGCUGGGAUUAAACACAUCGACAGCGACGAUGAGGAGGAAGUCCGGAUGGGAUUUGGCGCGAGGAAAAAAGGGCAAGACCUCACGCCACCGCGGAGUAUUCACGACCUGCCGGAUCACCUGCUUACCUGCGGUCUCACGUUACCAGGGUACAAAGACUGUGCCGACAGACCUGUCAUCGAAUACGACAGCACUGUGUCACCGACGGAGGCUAUUUCGCCGGUCGAAAUCGCCUGUUUUAUUCUCUACCUCGUUCACCUACCCAGUUCCGACCGAUCAGAUACCGAAUUCACGUUACUCGUGACUGGCCAGCCGUCCGAAGAAUUGGAUCUUCUCGACAACGCGUUUCACCUCCUGCAGCGUACAUUGAGAGUUUCUCAAGCCUUGGUGCUUCGAAAUUCAUGUGACGAGGCACCCGGCAGGCCGCUUUUACCCCGCAGUCAAAUCAAGGUUGUAUUCGUAGACGAGGAAACUAUUUCCAAACACAUCUCAAACCGGCAUCAAAAAUCCGAUCAUCUUCAAUGGAUAUCAUUUUUCAAGGAAUACGACACGGUGAUGUCGAAGUGGCAGGCUGCGGGUCGAAAGCUCGCCAUGGCCAUGUCGGAAUUAAAGGAGUGUGCGAUUAUUCCGCAACCGUUGGUUCCGCUCAGUCGUCUGCUGACAGAUCCUACAGUAAAACGCACACCGGCUGAUGCCAAUGAGGUGAUCGCCCUCCUCGAGGAACGCUCCCAAAACAUUCGCCACGUCGAGCAAGUCAGGCUAUCCCUGGAUCGGGCUCGUCGACUGCUAACGGAAGUCAGUAAUGCAGCGACGAGGCUUGAAUCGUCCUGCGAAUCUCGACGAGCUAUGAUCAGGAAUUUAACCAUCCUCAGAAACAUCGAGGACCAGGCGCGCGAGGUUUUAUCCUGGCUCUGCAAAAAGGGCGAGGAAACACUUUCGAGACACUCCAGACCAUCGGCCACCAAUCUUCCGGCAGCCAAAAUCCACGAACGUGAUUUCGAAAAGUUUUACUUCACGUCGAUGAAACACCUGGACAAGGGUAGCGACCUCGCGGAGGCGGCGAACACGAGCGGUCUCCGGGAGUUGGCGCGUUCCCUGAAACAGCAUCUACGUGGUUUCGGUUCGCGUCUAGAGGACACGAGGGAGCGUCUGGAGGACACUUCGCGAUGUUUUCUGCUCCUGGACCGAGCCUACGAAUGGGCACUGGAGGCUACGAGGGUGGUCGGCGAUCGUCGUGCCCAGCAGUUUCUUAUGGCGAGGCCGCCGCUUCCCCAGGAACAUUUCGCCGAGAUGGUUACCCUCGCUGAAAAACUCGGCAACGAAUCACUCCUGGAGCAGUGUCGCGUAGCCAGAAACAGGUGCGCCGAAGCUCUCGAGCUGACGAGGUCUCAAUCAGCUCCCGGAAGUCCUGCCAGGAGAAGAUCCUUCGCCGCUACCGGAUCUGCCGCUUCCUGGGACGACAGCCUGACGAAACGCACUUCCUGGGACGACAGCGACAGCGCUUCCUGUUCCUGUCCCGUUGACGGCGGCGUCGGUUCGGGAUCAGGAAACGGCGGUCGUCCUGCCCUCGACAACAUCGCCGAGCUUCGCGAAAGCGCCGAACAGCUUCUUGACUCCUCUCCACCACGUUCACCGCCCCGAUCACCGGCGCCUCGACGCCUUGCAAAACCACCCGUCAAUUCGCACCUGCACCGAGCACCCAGUAUUGCGCCUGGAAUGAAAGCUAAGAAAACAAUACUGCUCAUAAUGAGGGAGAUGAUACAGACUGAACGAGAUUACGUGAAAUCACUUGAGUACAUAAUAGAGAAUUACAUUCCGGAACUGGUGCGGGAAGACAUUCCGCAGGCUCUUCGGGGGCAGAGGAACGUUAUAUUUGGCAAUGUUGAAAAAAUAUACGAAUUUCAUAGCCAACAUUUCCUCCGGGAAUUAGAACAGUGCGAACAGUGUCCAAUGUUCGUUGGACAGUGCUUCAUAAGACACGAGAAGAAGUUUUACCUUUACGCACUUUACAACAAAAAUAAGCCCAACUCUGACUCUCUGAUGGCCGAGUAUGGGACAGCAUUUUUCAAAACAAAACAGUUGGAGCUUGGAGAUAAGAUGGACUUGGCGAGCUACUUGCUGAAACCGGUGCAGCGGAUGGGGAAAUACGCUCUGCUUUUGCAGCAGCUCGUCAAAGCUGGCACCGAUCUCUCCGAUCAGAUAGCCAAUAAAGACGAGAAAGAAGACAAAGAGGACAAGGAAGAAGAACCGAAACCUCUCGUCGAGGGGGAAGCGGAUCUGAGAGCUGCCGAACAAAUGGUACGAUUCCAACUACGCCAUGGCAACGAUCUCCUUGCUAUGGACUCUCUGCGAGAUUGUGACGUUAACGUCAAGGAGCAGGGGAGGUUGCUAAGGCAAAACGAAUUCCUCGUUUGGCAAGGAAAGGGUAAAAAGUGCCUGAGACAAGUGUUUCUUUUCGAGGAUCUGAUACUGUUCAGCAAGGCCAGAAGAUUCCCGGAUAGAAAGAACCUUGACAUAUAUAUCUACAAAAAUAGCAUCAAAACGACUGACAUAGGAUUGACAGCUGUGAUAGCCGAUUCGCCGACUAAAUUUGAAAUCUGGUUCCGCAAGAGAAAACCCGGGGAUACCUACACCUUGCAAUGUGCUAACGAAGAUAUUAAAAAGACCUGGACUGAGGAGCUUAGCAAUCUUCUCUGGAAACAGGCGCUCCGAAACAGAGAAGUGCGCCUGGCAGAGAUGUCGAGUAUGGGCAUUGGCAACAAACCGUGUCUUGACAUCAGGCCAAGUGCCGAUCAGAUCAACGAUCGUUCGAUCAGCGUUGCUCAGCUUUCCAAAACUCCGAGGUUCAGAAACUCCAUAGCAGUCUCAGUUUCGGAGGAUUCUGGUCGCUGUAGUCGAAGGCCACACAGCGUAAUCUCUGUUAGCUCUUCAUCGAGCAGUGGCGGAAGCAGCGGACCCACAGCAACGCUGCAUUUAGGGCUGGACACAAGUCCUCGUCCGCAUCACCGAAGCACCACAUUGAACAGUCAGUGCAGCGUCGAAAGCGGCAUAAUCGCCGAUAUUUCAAUCGUAUCCGACGACGGUGGCGAGGGUACUGAAAGAAACCACUGGAAUUCCUCACUGGAAAGUCCAACGUCUCACCUACCAGCUACGUCAACUCCGCUCCAAUCGCCAACGAACGCGACUUCGGUUCCAGUAACAAUGCAGCCGUCCGUUUCUGACAGUAAUCUGACACCUUAUGACCAGGAUAUCUCAAUUAAUUUGUAAUUAUUAGGUAAUAACCUAUAGCCCAGUGACACGCGAGUUUAAAAAUGCGAUUGAAAUUAUCAUCUAUAGUUAUACAUGUGUAUGUGAAUCGAUUCACUUGUGACAAAAUGCACCACGUUUAUCAUAAUUUUUCUACGCGAUUUACACUGGUAUUAAUAUAGCUAUAUAUUCAAUUAAUACCUAUAGAAGAUCACGUUUCAUCUAUUGAUUAUUAUCGUAACGACGCAAGUAAUUGUCCUACGCUUUGAUUCUCUUGUCAUGGGAUUUAGAAAAUAUCAUGAGGGAACAAACGGCAACUGUAAGGGGUCACGCGUAAUUAAAUUACGUAAUUGGUUAACGUUUGUAUUGCAUUCUAUUGUUAUACAAAGUGAAUCGAUACUUAACUUUUCAUCAGGCAUAGAUACUUCGGUCCAAUUUGUCUACGACGUAACAUAAUGUCUUACAAUUGAGCAUCGAACUAGCUCAAACAUGUUUUUACAGACAGGAAAAAAGUAAGCUGAAUUUAGAGCUGUUGUAGUAUGAUUAAUACGAAAAAAGGUAGCUGAAAGUAAUUUUUUUAUAUCUAAUAAUAAAAUGGUCACACGUCUGACUGCAAAAAAAUAUUUUUCACGUAUAAAUGAUUUCUUUGAAUAAGACAUUGAUUGUUUUUUCACAGAUUGUUAGAGCUGAUUUAAAUGUCGAUCCUCCCGAUCGAGAUUAUAAUAUAAACGUAUUAUUCUUCGUCUGGACCAAAGAUUCAAAACCAUUUUCACAAUGUUUCUUAAUCUUCAUUGUGCAAACAAAAUAUGACAACCAAAAAAUCUUGCCUAGCUGUGUGUUUUUAAAAUUCGAACGUUAAUUACAAUGUUUUUAGUUAUCGCGGCCGAAUAUCUUGGACAUAUACUACGAAUAAUUAUUCAAAAAAAUCCGUGAUUCGUUCAGGAGGAUCAACAAUACGCACACGUACAUAAACACAUAUACAUAUACAUACAUACAUACCACGUUGUAUUAUAUUGUAAUAUUGAAAUUUAUACUAUACAGCCAUAAUUGAUAGAAACAACCAUAGUCUAUUAUCAUUUCCAGAUUAUAUAUUAAAUAUAGAAUAUAUCAGAUUUUUCAUAAAUGAUACGUAUGUCAGUUUAUUUGUACAACCUUUAAUUACUCUUAGUUUAAUAGUAUAUUAGCAUUAACUCUGGCCUGUACACAGAAGCCAAAUUUUUAUUUCAUAGAUUUUAUGUUUAAAAAUACUACAAAUAGAUAUACAUAGGUAUAUAUAAAUUCAAACAUAUGCACAUACACAUAUAAGUUAAAGUCUACGCGUGUGGUCGCUAGUUUUAGAGCAGCUUAGAGAAAAGUUUAAUCAAACAAAUUAUAAGCUCAUCUUAAGACAGAGGCCACAAGUCCUUGAACUAUUUGAUAAAUUAGACGCGAUUGGUUCGGACAAACAUUUGUUCAGAUUUGCCAUUCUGUAUUUUUCUUUUAUGCAAUAGAUUCCUCUUAUAUAACGUCGUUAUAAUUAAAAAUAAAUGAUUUUUUGUAUUCGGCUUUACGUUGUGUACAGAAAUUUACCGACCUAAUUAUAAUAAACAAAAUUUAUAUUUUUGUACUGUAAUACAAUUGAUAAAUAACUGAGGUGUGUUUGUCUGAACUAUGAGAGAUUGGAAUGAAAUGAAUUUGAACCUUUUAUUUGGGUCAUUCCAACAAUACAAAAUCACUGUAUCAUCGCACGUAUAAUUCGAGCAGCUAUAGCUAGCGUUCUCGUGCAGCCAUUUUUUUCCAUUUUAUUUUAGUUUAAUUUAAUGGUCUGCCAAGGUAUUGCAAUAUAUCUUAUGGAAAGUGACCGUAGUUGAAAUGCGUUUUCUUUUACGUGUCAGAUUAUUGAAAUUAUAGGAUAAUAAAUCGUAAAACUGUCAACUUAGCGCGUUGCAAUUUGCAAAAAUAACAUCAUCCCAGUCUGAUGCACCUGAAUAAUUCGAUGGUAAUGGAUCAAAUCAUGCAAAUGUUGAAUUGAGAAAAUUUUAUUUGUGUAUUAAAUUGAAAUCAAAAUUAUUUUCAAACAGAUUCGUUGAAAAUAUACGUAUUUAUAUAACGGUAGUUUGAAAAUAGAAGUUGGUGCACUUGGCUGAGCACGUUCUCAUAAGUUUCAAAUAACCGAACUAGAUCAAGAAAACAAAAUAUCAUAGAAACGAUAACUAUUUUUUACCAUUUUGUUCGUACCACGUUUUAGUACUAUACAAACUUUUUCACAAGUUAUUACCGAAGUGAUAUGCCGUACAUGUCGGUAGUACCUUGUAAAGUAUUGUUGUACCAAUAGUCAUUUAACAUUGAUGUACUUUUAAGGUAUUUAUUAUUCAUAUUAUUUUUUGUUUUUAGACAGUUAGUUUUGAAUAUGUACCUACCUUGAGAUCUUAAUCUUAUCUUACAAUUAAUCAAUUGUAUAUAUAUAUAUAUAUAUAUAUACAUAUAUAUAUAAAAAAAAUAUUAUAUAUAAACACAUGAUUAUCUCAGUAUUGUACUGUGUCUAACACCGAUGUAUUUUAUUACUUGAUUAAAUAUAUUAUAUUGGGUGCCUUUUGUAG
This is a messenger RNA of Neodiprion virginianus, 9013 nucleotides long. RefSeq lists its product as uncharacterized. The transcript is spliced from 23 exons. Gene Ontology annotation, molecular function: guanyl-nucleotide exchange factor activity. Bases 1104 to 6455 code for a protein of 1783 amino acids. NCBI's taxonomy places the organism in Eukaryota, Metazoa, Arthropoda, Insecta, Hymenoptera, Diprionidae. The record is from RefSeq and is a predicted model, not a curated record.